AUCUUCCUCUAAUUACAUCAUGAAUUGAAUUAACCACAUUACUAAUUUAUUUAUCAAAGUAUUUGGGUUAAUUCAACCACAAAAUAAACAUGGAGAAACAAGAUUUAAUGUUUCUCCUAAUGUGUUCUUUAUCUUAUUUCGUCUUGGCUUUGGCACAAAAUACCACUUUGGAGUCACAUAAUUAUUGGAAACUACGUGAACGAGAAGCUAAGAGGAAACUUGAGGGAGCCUACCAUCCUCAACCCUAUAAUGUCACAAACCACCUUAACCUUCGUUCUCGAAUUUUACAAAGCAGGUGGUUAGAAGAUGAGGUAGGAAGAAACAACACAAGGAGAGAAUUAGCAAAGAGAUACAAAAAAGGAUGCAUGUAUACGAAUCCAAUCGAUGCAUGUUGGAGAUGCCAAGCUGAUUGGGAGAAGAAAAGGCGAAAGCUAGCCAAGUGUGUGUUGGGGUUCGGAAGAGGGACAACCGGGGGCAAAGCAGGGCGCAAGUACUUGGUGAAAGACCCCUCAGACGAUGAUAUGGUGAACCCUAAACCCGGAACCUUAAGACAUGCAGUCAUCCAAGAUGAGCCAUUAUGGAUUGUAUUUGCUAAGCCUGUGAUAAGAAUUAGGCUUAACCAAGAGCUUAUAGUGAAUAGCAAUAAGACCAUUGAUGGCCGGGGUUCACACGUAGUCAUUGAGGGUGGGGCUGGGAUCACAUUGCAAUAUGUGGAGAACAUCAUCAUCCAUGGGAUCAAGCUUAGGGACAUAGUCCCGGGUUCUGGAGGACUAAUCAGAGAUUCAGCUAACCAUUUCGGUUUCAGGACUCAAAGUGAUGGGGAUGCCAUAUCUAUCUUUGCAUCACAUAAUAUAUGGAUUGAUCAUUGUUCAUUCUCCAAGGCCUCGGAUGGACUCAUUGAUAUCAUCAAAGGCUCAACCGCGAUUACCAUCUCCAACUGCCAUAUGACUGAUCAUGACAAGGUAUUUUUGUUUGGUGCAUCAGACACCCAUUAUGAAGAUAGGAAUAUGCAAGUAACAAUUGCAUAUACUCACUUUGGGAAAGGAUUAGUGCAAAGGAUGCCAAGGUGUAGAUGGGGAUUCUUCCAUAUAGUCAAUAACGACUACACUCACUGGCUAAUGUACGCCAUUGGUGGUGGCAAGAACCCAACCAUCAUCAGUGAGGGCAAUCGUUUCAUCGCCCCAAUCAACCCAAGAGCUAAGGAGGUUACUCACAGACAGAUACCAUCAUCACCAUGGGAUAGCGGGACAUGGAUUUCAAAUAGAGACGUGCUGAUAAACGGGGCUACCUUCUUGCAGUCACGCUCACCACUGCAGUUACAACCUAUUGAAAGUAAGAUAAUAGGUUCAAUGCAUGGGAGAUUUGCCGGGCGUGCCACAAAAUAUGCAGGACCAUUGAAAUGUGUACCUAAACGAGCUUGCUAACAUAGUUGUACAAGGUUACAGUAGAAGAAAUGUUUUGCUUUUGUUAUUGUUUCAGUCUACAUUUGUAGAAACAGAGGAUUGCCAAAUCGGACAAAUUGUGUAAUCAACAAAUGACAAUCUAUAUCCACAUUCCGAUUCUUAAUGAACA
Molecule: messenger RNA, 1572 nt
Organism: Chenopodium quinoa (quinoa)
Lineage: Eukaryota; Viridiplantae; Streptophyta; Magnoliopsida; Caryophyllales; Amaranthaceae
Product: pectate lyase-like
Exons: 4
Coding region: 90-1424 (444 amino acids)
Molecular function (GO): pectate lyase activity
Source: RefSeq, a predicted model, not a curated record